Messenger RNA from Dreissena polymorpha, 1545 nucleotides. Its product is annotated as tigger transposable element-derived protein 4-like. NCBI's taxonomy places the organism in Eukaryota, Metazoa, Mollusca, Bivalvia, Myida, Dreissenidae. Gene Ontology annotation, cellular component: nucleus. The record is from RefSeq and is a predicted model, not a curated record. Gene Ontology annotation, molecular function: DNA binding. The transcript has a single exon. The coding region runs from base 1 to 1545 and encodes 514 amino acids.
AUGAUGUCAAACAAGCGAAAACGCAACGAUCUCAGCCUUGCUGACAAAUAUGAAGUCAUCAAACUGCUAGACCAGAAAAUGCCGCAGACACAAAUAGCACAGAAGAUGGGAUGCUCCCAAGGUCAAGUGUCUCGUAUAUCCUCUAGUCGAGCCAACAUAAUGGAGGAAUAUGAGUCUAAUGCUGACCCGGAACGAAAACGUCAUCGGUCCGGGAAAGCGGCUGAUGUGGAAGCAGCGCUCACAACCUGGUUCACAAAUGCCAGGUCAAGAGACAUCCCAGUGUCUGGGCCUGUUCUCGAAGAAAAAGCCUGUGACCUGGCAAAGACGCUGGACAAGCCCGAAUUCAAGCCGUCUAGCGGGUGGUUAUCUCGAUGGAAAGAGCGAAAUAACAUCGUCUUCAAAAUACUACAUGGCGAGAAAAAAGAUGCGGAUCUAUCAGAAGCUGACCACUACAUCAAACACGUUCUUCCAGACAUCCUGAAGAACUAUGCGGAGGACGAUAUAUACAACGCGGAUGAGACGGGCAUAUACUACAGGGCCUUACCAGACGGGACGCUAGUCAGCAAAGAAGAGGCGGCGGCCGGAAGCAAAAAAAUGAAGGACCGGAUAACUGCCAUGGUCGCCUGCAACAUGACGGGUACGGACAAACGGCAGCUACUCAUCAUCGGCAAAAGCCGACAACCACGCUGCCUCCGGGGAAAGAAGUCAUUGCCUGUCAUAUACGACAGCAACUCAAAUGCGUGGAUGACGGGGGCCAUAUACACACAAUGGCUGACGGCCUUCAACAAUGACAUGAGGAUCCAGAAGAGGAAGGUCAUCCUCCUGGUGGAUAACUGCUCAGCCCAUCCCCAUGACGCAGCCACAAAACUCAGCAAUGUAACACUGAGUUUUCUGCCACCAAACACAACAUCCCUCAUACAGCCAUGCGAUCAGGGUAUCAUUAGAAACCUCAAGUCCCUAUAUCGCCGACAGGUGGUCAAGAAGAUGAUAGAAGACAUUGACCAGAACACCAUGUCAGCGGCGAAAAUGGCUAAGAAGCUUACGCUGCUGGACGCCAUGCACAUGCUGACCAAGGCAUGGAACUGUGUAACGGAAGUCACAAUCCGGAACUGCUUUGCUAAAGCAGGGUUCAGAAAGGGGACCGCGCCGGAGAAACCAAUGGAGACUGCCGAACCCCCAGAAUCAAUGAACGCCAUCAGCUUCGCAGAAUAUGUUCAACACGACGACGACCUGGAAUGCCAUGGGAUGCCAACAGAUGACGACAUAUGCAGCGACAUUCUACGAGAAGAAGAGGAACGAAGGAACCAUCUAGAAAUCAACAUCGACAAUGAAGACGCCGAAGAAGAAGACGCCGACACGCCCAUACGACUCCCAGGAACUGCCAGCGACGCAAGAAAAGCACUAGAAGAAGUAAGAAGAUUCCUUGAGGACACUGGAUGUAGCGACUACAAAGCCUUCUACGACCUUGAAGAAUUGGUUGAGAAAGUAGCAGAAGAGAGCAGACGACAAAUGAAGAUCACCGAAUUCAUCAACUGGAUUCCAUAA